GUCCGCGCCGCUCUGCCCCUGCUCGUUGAAAGUUUCCAUGCAUGGAAUGGAGCCGAUUACCCGCCGCUAGCAGAGGGAAGAGGGCUGAGCCUUUCAAGCUGCUGGGGGAACUUGAAGAGAGCAGGGGGAGGAGGACACGAAGGAUUGGUAUAACAAGGCUGUCGAUGUGCAGCGCAAUUCUUACUCCAAGCCUUUGAACCAACACGGAUGAAGAGGAGCGCGCUCCAUUCAUUUCGAGCGCAGGCAACUUUACUUUCUUGAGUCCGUGGCGCGGGUCCGUUUUCUACACAAUACUCUUCUAUUUUAAAAAAAAAGAAAAAGAUUAUUUUAAAAAACUGAAACACGAGACAACGAGACAGCAACACAUCCGCAGCUUCACGCGACCUCCUUGUUUUGGGAAGUUUGUUUCCCUCCCGUGCAGUCGCAUGACAUUUCUUUAAAGGACUGCAGAACCUGUCAGAGUUUCUUCACCUACCGCGUGGUGUGGGAUUUAGAGCUGAAACGGGGAGUUCUCAAAUGCAAAAGUACAUGUAUGAGAAAGCGAUGGCCCAAGAGACAAGGAACGGAGGAAGCUCUACGUUAAACAACAACAACGGUGUUGACACCAGCAAGAACAAACUGUUGGUAGCGCUCGACAUCUUCUGUCUUCUACUUGCUAUGCUGCCCAGCCUGGUUCUGCACCGCACUUCUAUUCGUCCGUACCAGAGGGGUCUGUACUGCAGUGACUCCAGCCUGAAUUACCCCUACAAGAACAGCACCGUCCCCUCCUCAGUGCUUAUUUCUGUUGGGUUGACACUGCCCGCGGUGUCCAUUGUGAUUGGGGAAUGCUUCAGGAUUCACCAACAACAUGUGGGAACCAAGUCGUUUGUUGGGAACCCUUACGUCGCAGCCCUCUACAAGCAGAUGGGCGUGUUUCUCUUCGGUUGUGCCGUCAGCCAGUCGUUCACAGACAUCGCCAAAGUGUCGGUGGGUCGUAUGAGACCACACUUCUUGGACGUGUGCAAGCCGGAUUUCUCCACCAUCAACUGUUCACUGGGAUACAUCACCAACUACACCUGCGCCGGUAGCGAGAGUGACGUUCAGGAGGCCAGGAAAUCCUUUUUCUCAGGACACGCCUCUUUCUCAAUGUUCGCCAUGCUCUACCUGGCUUUCUAUCUCCAGUCCAGGUUCACUUGGCACGGCGCCCGUCUGCUCCGCCCGCUGCUCCAGUUCACCCUGUUGAUGAUGGCAUUUUACACCGGCCUAUCACGCGUCUCCGAUCACAAGCACCACCCGACUGACGUCCUUGCAGGCUUUGUGCAGGGAGCCCUGGUGGCCUACUGCAUAGUGUUCUACGUGUCAGACCUGUUCAAGCCCGGGGUGAAGCCGGCCACGCCCCCGCCCUCCCCGAUCAAGAAGGAGCUGCUCCCUUCAUCCGACAUCAUCGAGAGGAACAACCACCACAACAUGGUGUGAGAGAGAGAGAGCGAGGCCGCACCUCUUUCCUGCGACCGAGGAGCCAAUCACAGCGCUGCUCACCUCCCAUCGGACAGUAGAAUGUAGCGACGAGAGACUGUAGCUGCUUCUCAAACGGCAUCCUCCUCCUCCUCUUUGUGGCGCUCAGCCGGGCGCCUCGUGGACUAGGGUGUCAGAUUUGAGAUUUGCACAGCAGAGUCCACUCUCACUAUCCAGACUUGUUAUUUACUAUCACGUUAACUACUAAUCAACAUUUUGAGCCCGUCGUUCUGAGCACAAGACAGGAAAGAAUUGGAAGCUAGAAGACAAAAUGAAUUCAGAAACUAUGAUGACUUGACAGGCAGAGCUGAGGGUGUGGAGGUUUGAUAGAAGUGUAAACCACGUAAAGAGAAAACACUUGUGAAGAAAAUGAAGAAAAGAGACAAAAUGAAAAAAAAAAAAAAAGAAAAAAGACAAACCCCCUGCCGAGAGAGAGGUGACCUUUCCUCUCUGAACUCUCUGUGGCCUUGGAACGCUGUAGGACAACAACUUCCUUAGCUACGGGAAGGAUAUUACUGCAAUAACUAGCAGCAUAGAAAUAUUAACAGUAUAGAAAAAUUAUAACUUAUAGCACUGUUUUUAAGUCCAUUGUCCAUUAUCACCACUCGCUGCCUGAGAUGUCUGACUGAAAGAAAGUUUGAUGAUGCUGACGUCCACGAGACAGAAACACUGACUCCUAGACGCCGACUGAGCCUGGUGUGGUCGUCUCACAAGACCUCAUACGAGCUAAAGCUAGCAUAGCAUAGCAUAGCAUGGCUGAAGUAACGAUAACCCUGUCAGGAUCACACGCUGAUCUCUUGAGGCCUCCAUGACUGAUCUCAGAGCAGUCCUCUGGCUGUCCUUCAAACCUUUAGCAUUGGAAAGUGAAGCCCUCCAACCUCAUAUACCUCUGUCUCCAGAUCGAGCACGUCAGGCUUUUUUGUAGUGGACUGUCAGUGCGGCCCAAACCCGGGAUGUUGCAUUUCUUGAGGGUUAGAUGUAGUAAAGGGGGGAGGGAAAAGGGAGGGGGGGGGGGGUAUUUUCUGUGGAAGGAGGGAGACAGAUCUCACAGUCUCUCCCCCACACCCAGCACCUGUACAGGAGGUGUGGCUGUGCCAUGCCACUCUCUGGUGUUGGGGCCAUGUGUUCAGCUUCCCAAACAGGAAGUAGAAUGGGUGGGCAGAGUGAAGGGGCGUGGUCUGUCACCGUGGAAAGAGGGUGAUGAUUUACAGCUAAGCUGGCACAUUAUUUUGGGAUGACUUGGGCUCUUUCCGCUGGCAGGGAGGGGCCUCUCACCCGCCCAAUCACUCAUUGGCAAUGGAUGUUUAUCUCUCAAUGUGUGUGUGUGUGUGUGUGUGUGUGUGUGUGCUGUACACUCUUGUGCUUGUGUGGGUACGCUUGUGCUUGUACAUGUACACCUUGUGCGUGUGAAUGUGUGUGUACAUAUGUGUGAGCGCUGUGCCCUGUGAAAACAACCCCCCCCCCUUGAUAAACUACGUGUGUCAAAUGAAACACACACAGUCAGCUGUGCCAAGUAAGUGUGUGUGUGCGUGCGCCUGUGUGUGUGUGCCUGUGUGUGUGUGUGUGUGUGCCUGUGUGUGUGUGUGUGUGUGUGCCUGUGUGUGUCAGAGAGCAGGUGAACGUUAUAAAAACUGUGGAUCUAGUAUUUUUAUUCUCUGCUGAGAAGCAUCUUUAACCUUGUGUUUAUAGCCUGUCCUGUAUAAUCACUAACAGUUGUACAGACACAGAAGCCCUUUUUAUUUACAGCCGACUCAGACAUCCUCCUCCAACAACACACUCCGCCAUGUUGCACAUCUUUCUCAUCGUAUAGUCCGUCCUAUCAUUUCACAAAGCCGUUUUCACUCUUUUUUUAUAAAUAUAUAAAUAAUGUAUAGAUCACUAAAAUUAACAUGUUUAGAUAUAUCCACUAUGAUUACAGACCUGUGUUCUUUACAAAAUGCUGCUUAAAAAGCAUCGAUUGACAGAUUUUUGUAUUUAGACAACUAAACUAUUGUAGAUUGUAAUAGUUAUGUUUGUAAUGCAUUCAAAAAAUACAUCCACAACUGUAUUAAAAUUCAAUAUUAGUAUUUUUGUAUUGUCUUGUUUUUUUGUACAAAAGAAAUAGUAGCAAAGCUGUUUUUUCUGCUAAAUGUACUUAGCUCUAAUACAUGUGCUUUUAAAUAAAAAGCUCAUUAUGAACACAA
This is a messenger RNA of Seriola aureovittata, 3677 nucleotides long. RefSeq names its product phospholipid phosphatase 3 (gene plpp3). Gene Ontology annotation, molecular function: phosphatidate phosphatase activity. The transcript is spliced from 7 exons. Bases 517 to 1455 code for a protein of 312 amino acids. Gene Ontology annotation, biological process: canonical Wnt signaling pathway; phospholipid dephosphorylation; phospholipid metabolic process. Lineage: Eukaryota; Metazoa; Chordata; Actinopteri; Carangiformes; Carangidae. The record is from RefSeq and is a predicted model, not a curated record.